AUGCAAUAUACACAAUAUGUGAGUGUUUGUAUAUCUGACACUGUUAAUAAGUCNCACGAACCACAUCACUACCCCAAAUACGCUUUCGAUUAUGGUGUUAAGGACGCACAUACUGGCGAUCACAAGAGUCAAUGGGAACAGCGUGACGGCGAUAAGGUUAAGGGCGGCUACACACUGGCCGAAGCCGAUGGCACUACCCGCGUCGUGGAAUACACAGCCGAUGAUCAUAAUGGCUUCAACGCCGUCGUAAAGAAGAUCGGACAUGCGCACCACCCUCACGUGCAUUACAACCAAGAAGGCUAUGGUUAUGAGGAACAUGGACAUUAUCCCCUUGGACAUGCCAGCAGUUAUGUGGAAAUCAAAGAACACCAUUAA
This is a messenger RNA of Rhagoletis zephyria (snowberry fruit fly), 375 nucleotides long. Its product is annotated as cuticle protein 19-like. The record is from RefSeq and is a predicted model, not a curated record. Gene Ontology annotation, cellular component: extracellular matrix. Lineage: Eukaryota; Metazoa; Arthropoda; Insecta; Diptera; Tephritidae.